AUGGCGAGAAAGCCACCAAAUGGUAACGUUUUGGAAAAUGUCCCGUUGGGUUUUGAACAGCUGUUUAGGAGAACUUUACUAAUAUGUUGGUUUUAUCUGUUUUGGUCCUCAGGAUACGCUGAUGACUCGGACUUUGAAUUAUCAGAUGCACUGGAUGACUUUGUCCCGACGAAGAGACCUACUCACAAGCCGCCCAGGAAGACCUCAGGUGGCACAGGCGAACUCGAUCUGUUGGAUUACUUUGAUUCCCCGCCGGAGAGAACCACCAGGCCCGCAAAGGCCACCACUGGCCCUUAUCCAAGGAAACCAGAUGAUGGCCGCUGGAACAUCCCUCACACCACCACCACCAAGCAGCCUAAAACUACCAAGCCGCCCCCCAAAAAGGCUCCAGGGAAAGACCCCAUGGAUCUCGACUUAAGUGAUGCUUUGGAUGACCAAAAUGACAGGCACCCUGGGGGAGGACCACCUAAAGGAAAUCCUGGUGGAGGAGACAGUGACAAUGAUUACAAUAACGGUGCCCUGGUGGAAACCGGGACAAUUGCUGGCAUUGUCAGUGGCCUCGCCAUGGCCUUGAUUGGGGCUGUCAGCAGCUACAUUUCCUACCAGCAAAAGAAAUUCUGCUUUAGCAUACAACAGGGCCUGAAUGCCGAGUAUGUGAAAGGAGAAAACAUGGAAGCAGUGGUGACCGAAGAGCCACAAGUGAAAUACUCUGUCCUAGAACCACAGACAGCAGAAGCUCCACCGCCUCAAGAAAACGCAAAAGUCUGAAAUCUCAGCCCUCCGGCUUAAAAAAGAGAAAGAAAGAGAACCAAUUGUUGGCAAAUAAAACAAACAACAAAACACA
This is a messenger RNA of Notechis scutatus (mainland tiger snake), 844 nucleotides long. NCBI's taxonomy places the organism in Eukaryota, Metazoa, Chordata, Lepidosauria, Squamata, Elapidae. The record is from RefSeq and is a predicted model, not a curated record.